Molecule: messenger RNA, 3483 nt
Organism: Pseudovirgaria hyperparasitica
Lineage: Eukaryota; Fungi; Ascomycota; Dothideomycetes; Acrospermales; Acrospermaceae
Exons: 1
Coding region: 165-3080 (971 amino acids)
Source: RefSeq, a predicted model, not a curated record
CUUGAGGUUGUGGAAGAUGACUGAGCAGCUGUCUCUCAAACACACCACUGGUAAGUAAAAAGGCCGUUACUUGCCCAUUCUCUGCUUCCUGUCCUAUAUACCGCCCUAUCGCCCAGCCCAGCCUUCACCCAGAUCUGCCCAGCUGUCGUGGCUUCGUUGGCAUCAUGCGCACCGCUAACAGACUGCCCUACAUUGUAGUCAGCCAGCCACAACUAUAUCAUAGCACCUCGAAGCAGAGCAUCACUGCCUCCGAAGACUACUACUCGGCCUCGGAAGGCACUUCGAGCGAGCUGAGUGCGAGUAAUGCAGACCGUCGUCGAUAUUCUACACCGCCCUUGCGAAGGUCUCCGGACGCCGACGAUCAACACUCACAUGCCGCUGCUGGUUUCAUGACCAGACCAAAGAACGUCACAUUCGACAACUCCACCACCAUCCACGAGCGACCACAUAGCGAAGACUCGUACCGUACCGCGCCGAAUACUGGUGCUCCACGAAGGCAGAUGGCUUCCAUCAGCCCCUCUACCACGCCUGGUCUCGACGACACUCCAUACAUCCGCUUUGCGAUCGACCAGCUCACCCGCGAUGAGGAGGUGAGAGGCUCAAGACACUACCAAGGCGUCCCCGAGGACAGCAAUGCGUCAUACCCAGUCGACAGAGUCAUAUCAGACGAAGGUCUGGGCUACUUUGGAGGACCACCGCAACAACGAGCCCAGCAGUCGCAACGGCCCGUCUCACAACCUUUCCCGCAACCCAUCACACAAAACAUCCCACAAACUCAGCUGCCGCAAAGAACAAUCUCAUCCGAUAAUGCAAAGUCCACACCGGUCGUGCCUGGCAUCUUGCCACGGCUUCCGUCCUCGGGAUCAGCAACCAUAACUCGAAAAUCGCUACCGCCAGCCAUCGCCAUCACAGCUGCGAGCGAUCAGACUCCUCCGCAAUCAAGACGAUCCUUCAUACCGCCUCCUCAUGGGAGGACGGACUCUGGCCAAUCGUCCCUGUCUCAUCAGUCCUUGUCUGGUCACGAAUCGCUGUCAAAGGAUAUCUUCGUUCCCCACAGGCCCACAAGAGAGUCCUUGCGAUACCCGCCCCUCGACUUUCUACCCUCGAUACUUCGUCCGCUUUCUUUAGUGACGUUCAUCCUGCUGUGCACCAUCAUGCUCGCAAUGCUGAUAUUCUGUGCUGUCUACUCCUUGAUCAACAACGGACUGUGGGCGUACGGCGGGUUUGGUGGUGGUCGGUACUUCACAUUCCAGUACCUGCCAACGAUAGUAGGUAUGAUGCUCCUGAUGUGGCUAUUCCAGGUCCAAACGGCUGUCCAGCGGAUUGCGCCAUUCAUGGCACUCUGCUCGGAGAGCCACCGCAGCAGAUCCGAGGCAAUGUUUCUACGCAUCGCUCCCAUGUCGUUUCUGCUACCCAACGUGAACUACUUCAAAACUGGACAGACCGUCUUUGGAAUCUUCUCCGCUGCGUCCUGGCUGUUCAUCUUCACGAUACCUCUGCUUGGUUCGGCUUUCGGCGCUCGACACGAAGGCCCCAGCAAUAUCGACGGCGAGUGGGUGUGGAUAUCAGUCCAGGGUGUCAUAUGGGCUACUAUCGCACUAUACGUAUUCCUGGUCUUAUCGCUCAUGCUGCUGGUCAUAUGCCUCUGGCGACGACAGACCGGUCUCAAGUGGGAUCCACGGUCACUCGCAGACAUCAUAGCCUUGCUCGAGAGGUCCAACACUGUGGGCGCAUAUGAAGGCGCCGAGACCUUCCAAACUAAGACGGAGUUCCGGGAUGCGCUAGCAGAUCAGGCACCGCUGCUGGGGUACUGGCACACUUCGAAGCGCCAAAACGACGUCUUCUAUGGCUUAGGCGAGCCAGGAUACCCCACACGAAAGUACUCGGUCGAGGAUGGCAAAAUCCGAGAAAAAGCACCGGAGAAGGCCUAUCAGUCCUAUCAGUCUUAUCCCAAGGACGACGUGGAAGCUGGCGCCGGUCGUAGUCUUCGUAGAGAAGGCGACUUUUCCAUCCGUAUGGACAUUCGCUCGUCCAAGGUGCGCUUGCACUACCUUCCUUGGUAUCUUCGGGAUACCUUCGUUGCAGCCUGGGUUGUGAUUGCUAUCGUUCUUCUGGCAGCGUUUCUGGUCAUCAGCUUCAUCAACAACGCCGUCCGCGAUGGGUUCGCCCCUCUGCUCGGCGUUGAGUCCGACUCAACCGGCUUCUCCCCAGCCAACUUCCUCUACUCGUUUGUGCCGGGUGUCAUUGGCACAUUCCUCUUCCUGUCCUGGCAGUCACUUGACCUCAGCUUCCGUGCUCUUACGCCUUAUGCAUCUCUCUCGAGCCCUCGUGGCGCUACAGCCGAGCAGUCCCUCCUCCUCGACUACUCGGCUCGUCUUCCUAUCUCGGUCACCGUCGUUGCGGCUGCGAACGGACACUUUGCCGUUGCUGUUCUCUCCCUCUUCACCCUCUUCAAUGCCGCCAUACCGGUCCUGUCUGGCGGCGUUUUCUGGAACCAGUACUACGUCGACAGCCGCUCCGUCCGUGUCGCUGCUCAUCUCCCAGCCUUUUACGCACUCUGCGUCUUUCUGGCAUUGUACGCGUUCUUCAUCUGCGUCAUCUUUGUCAGCAGGAAGCGGAUGGCUCUUCCACAUGCGUCCAACAAUCUUGCCGAAAUUGUCUCCUGGGUAUAUCAGUCGCCCAUCCUUGCAGAUCGCGCAUUCGCUCGCCCGACUACCAAAGCAGACCUCGUGACCCGUCUCAUGGGUGCUGGGUGGACAGACAAGUCCACCUUCUCUCGCAGUCUUGUCGCACUAGUCUCACCGUCCCGUCAAAACCUGGCUGUCCAACGCAGCGUUGGGGCGGCAAGUGCAGACCUGGCACCAAGUCCGCAUGGCAUGGACCAUGACGAGACCGAUGUCGACCAGACCGGUGUUGGUGAGAAGAGGCAGAGCAUCCUGGAUCCCGGCGCGAUCAGAUACGGAUUCGGCAUCCACGUCGGGCGUGACGGCAUGGAGCAUCUGGGAAUCGAUCGUGUGAAGCGAGGGACCGGGAGAGAGAUGGUCAUUUAUGAGCAGACGAAAAGACCAUGGCGAGACUGAGGCUGGGGGGAGAUGGGCAUGAAGAGCCAAUUCUACGUGGCCAUUCGGAACCUAUAAUUCUCCGGGUGGCCAACACUGACUGUUACCGCCACAACAUCCGACAUUACAACAUCACAACAUGGGAUACACCUAUCUAUCUACCAUGACAGCAUAUACGACCGCAAAACGACACAGUGUCAUUAUCAUCAUCAUCUUCUUCUUCAUAAUCGCAAAAAGCAGCAUAACAGCAAGGCGUACAACAUUUAUUCAUUCAGAUCACGGCGCUCUAGGGAAACGGGGUUCAUUUCUGGUACGAUUACGCUUUUUUCUACCAUUCUUCACACUUGUUUUUAUGAUCGGAUGAAAUGUAAUUUGGUGGAUGACACACAUAUACGAGGGACGAGAGGAUGAGGGAUGAGAGGAU